Molecule: messenger RNA, 3348 nt
Organism: Phyllostomus hastatus (greater spear-nosed bat)
Lineage: Eukaryota; Metazoa; Chordata; Mammalia; Chiroptera; Phyllostomidae
Gene: CHMP4C
Product: charged multivesicular body protein 4C
Exons: 5
Coding region: 103-816 (237 amino acids)
Biological process (GO): late endosome to vacuole transport via multivesicular body sorting pathway; vesicle budding from membrane
Cellular component (GO): cytoplasmic side of plasma membrane; multivesicular body; ESCRT III complex
Source: RefSeq, a predicted model, not a curated record
CGAACACUUGUUCAUUCCCAGGAGCGCUGCCUUUGAGGUCGGAACCCGAGACAGAGUACGAUCUCGCUUCCUGGGCCCCAGGCGGCCCCCAGAUACCCAGACAUGAGCAAGUUGGGCAAGUUCUUUAAAGGGGGAGGCUCUUCUAAGAGCCAAGCGGCUCCCAGCCCCCAGGAAGCCCUGGCCCGACUUCGGGAGACUGAAGACAUGCUAGGCAAGAAGCAGGAGUACCUGGAAAACCGCAUCCAGAGAGAACUCAUGCUGGCCAAGAAGCACGGCACGCACAAUAAGCGAGCUGCGUUGCAGGCACUGAAGAGAAAGAAGAGGUUUCAGAAGCAGCUCACUCAGAUUGAUGGCACACUGUCCACCAUCGAGUUCCAGAGAGAAGCCCUAGAGAACUCACACACCAAUGCUGAGGUGUUGAGGAACAUGGGCUUGGCGGCCAAGGCGAUGAGAACAGUUCAUGAAAACAUGGAUCUGAAUAAAAUAGAUGAUUUGAUGCAAGAGAUCACAGAGCAACAGGAUGUUGCCCAAGAAAUCUCAGAAGCAUUUUCUCAGCGGGUUGGAUUUGGUGAUGACUUUGAUGAGGAUGAGCUGAUGGCAGAACUGGAAGAAUUGGAGCAGGAAGAAUUAAAUAAGAAGAUGACAGAUAUUCAACUUCCACAUGUGCCUUCUUCUUCCCUCCCAGCACAGCCAGACAGAAUGCCAGGUAGAAUUAGGGGCACAUCAUCCACUGCACAGAGGUCCCAAGCAGCCUCUUCUAGGAGGGCAGAAGAAGAGGAGGAUGACAUCAAACACUUGGCAGCUUGGGCUACUUAAAUGAAAUGGAAUUUUUUGACACCUAAAUUAAUGACCUCUACAUAGGACAUAAAAAAUAUUUUUGCCAAGUUCAGAAGUUAACAGAGACCCUGUUUCACAUUUACACUGGAUAAGUAAUUGUCUUUUAAGCCUCGAAAGUAAAAGUUAAAGAAAGGAGUCAUGCCAGACAGAAGCAGGGAUGGAAAGGGACUCCUGGUGGCAUCUUGGAGGACCUCUUCACAAGGAUGGGAGGGGUCCCUCCCUUGCUCACUACUAAAUCCCAGUCCUGGAAUGUAGCUGGUUCUCUCUCUAUGUUUGUUGACAAGAAAUGGACAUCUGUUCACCUAUAAAACAUAUAAUCAUUUAUAAGCCAUUGAAGAGAGAUGUGUCUGUGAUAGCUGGAAAAAUGACUUUCUAUUCUCUGCAAGUGCAAGUGGGCUGUGUUUCCAUGUCAGUGGAUAUGGUACCCACAGUAGAUGGAAAUACACUGUGUCUCUAGUAGGAGAGAUGUCGUGUGGAACAGUCCUGUUGAAGUCUACACAUAGUUUCAUGUGAGUGUUGUCAUUUGAAAUCUUAAAGAAUUUUAAAUUGACAUUUAUUAUGCCAAUUAAGCUUGGAAUGGGGCAGUGGAUGCAUUUCCCAGAAUGUCUGAAAGCAACACGAACUCACACCACUGAGUGUGGAUCUCCUGAGUGUGAUUCAGCUGCUUAGGAAGCUGUGUGACAGCCUGGGGCUAUAUGAUGCUGCAUCAGUGACUGAAUGUGUAAAUGUUCAUGCUUUCUGUCCUAUGUUCUCUUAUUCAUUAAUUUACACAUUGCAGCCUAUUUCUUGUAAAUACAUCAAAAUAUAGGCCAUUAAAAGUAUAUCUUGAAUGAUAUUUUGGACAUAAUUAUUUUUAAAUGGAAGUGUAUUACAAAGUUAUGUAUUGCCCAAAAUAUGUCAUGAAGCAUAAAAUGACAACGUCAUUACAUAAAAUGUUCUAGUGUUUCCUACAUUUGCUUAGCAACAUAGUGAAAAGGAGAGAACACUGGAUGUGGAGAUAGGGUCUCUGCCUCGCCACUAACACAAUAAGGAGGAGGCAUGAACUCCAAGCCUUUUUGUCUUCAUUGGGAGAGCUAAAGGCUGGACUUGAUCUCUAAUGGACUAAUUUUGCCACAGGCCUUUUGCAUAUUGCUGUUCUUCUUAGUAGUCUUCUUACCCUCCACAAUACAGGUACCAAAUCUUACUUCCUAAGUCUUAGUUAAAAUGUUCAUCAUCUUGGGAAACUUUUCUAAAUGCACAGACAAAAUUGGGUCUCCCUGUUAUAUGAGUCCAUAGCACACUGCUUUCUCUCCUGUUACCUGUCAUGGUUCACAUUGCAUGAGCAUUACUUGAAUUAUUACUCAUUUAUCACUGCUCUUUCCUGCUGGUCUCAUGGUGAUCAUGAGGGUGUGAGCUGUAUCUCUUUCAGUACAACAGGGCACCCCCAGCACCCUGCAUAAUUCCUCAUACACAGUAGGUAUUCAGGAAAUAUUUGGUAAAUGAAUGGAGAUUACGUUUUUACAUCUUUUGGGCCAUCACAGGAACUUGAUUGAUCUUCUGUCUUCAAAACUGGACAAAAUACAUGAAACAACUGUUUGUAGACAUCGGACAACAGACAGCCCUAGACUGAUUCCUGAGAGAGAACCCAAUAAAGUGAGUCCUCACUUCCCCAGCCCACUGCCUUCACAGGGGAGGGAACUCAAAGAGAGCCUGGUGGCCUUAGGGGGGGAGGGAGAGAGAGAAAAAGAGCGAGAGAGAGAGCACACAUGCAUGCUCUGGAGAUCAGAUCAGCAGAGGGGUCCCUGAAGUCUGGCUGAGUGCUGAUCUGCAUACAUGUGUUACAAAUUUAUGGAGGCCCAGAACCACUGGGGAAAAGUAGGCAGAUCAAUUCCAGAGAUCACACAGGGAUCAGGAAUGGCCAGUGGGCUGUUCCCACUAGCCAUUGUGAAAAGGCCUCCUGAUACAGGGACCAUCAGACUGAGUCUUCAGAAGGGCAUUGCCUCAGUAGUGAGGUCGAAUUAUGCCUCAACUAAAGGAUGUCUGGGUCCACCCUGUAAAACUUAAAGGCAAACUUGAAAAGAAUGAAAUGAUUCCAAGUCACCUAACUGCAUCCUGGGUCAAAACCCCCUAAUACUUAAAGGAAUAUAACAGCUAACAAGUAACAACAACAGAGCAACUAAAAUAAAACUGUGGCCCUGACUGGUGUGGCUCAUUUUGUUGGGCAGUGCUCUGUGAGGCUAAAGAUCACAGUUUGGAUUCCAGGUCAGGGCACAUGCCUGAGUUGUGGGUUCAGUCCCCAGUCAGGGUGUAAGAGAGGCAACACAUCUAUAUUUCUCUGUAUAAAUAAAUAAAUUAAUUAAUUAAAAAAUCUUUAAAAUAAAAUGAAAUAAAAUUCUGACAUCCAAAUCUUUUAAUUUCAAAGAUUUUGUAUGAAAGUAAUGUAGAAUGUCUCAUUAGUACUUGUAUAUUGAUUUCAUGUUGAAAUAUUAUUUUAGAUGUAUUGAGUUAAAUAAAAUGCAUUAUUAAAACUUA